AUGGGCUAUAUCUAUAUCUAUAUCUAUAUCUAUAUUUACAUUAGGGUUAGGGUUAGGGUUAGGGUUAGGGUUAGGGUUAGGGUUAGGGUUAGGGUUAGGGUUACGGGUAGAGAGGUUAGGGUUAGGGUUAGGGUUAGGGUUAGGGUUAGCGUUAAAGGGAGGGCACGGUAUAUUUAG
Messenger RNA from Sclerotinia sclerotiorum 1980 UF-70, 177 nucleotides. RefSeq lists its product with no specific name. The record is from RefSeq and is a predicted model, not a curated record. Lineage: Eukaryota; Fungi; Ascomycota; Leotiomycetes; Helotiales; Sclerotiniaceae. The coding region runs from base 1 to 177 and encodes 58 amino acids. The transcript has a single exon.